CAGGGUCAGUGGGUGUACUUUGCUCUGUCUAAAAACGACAAAAUCGGCGAUAUUUUCCGUUUUCCAGCUGGAAACUGCUGAUUUUCCGUUAAACUAAGUCUUUCUUUGCGGUUUUGUGAUAUUUUACCGAGCUCUCAAUGGAUUCUAAAACGCGAUUUCGAAAUCGGGAAAUUUCUGACGUCUAUGUGUCAAGUGCAUUAAAUCGCAAUAAUAAGUGAUUAUUAGGCAUGUGUCCGCGAAUUCUUCAGUGUUUGGGAAAACUUCUGAUAUUUAUGAACUUUAGUGGACAUUGGCUACUUCAUAAGGCACAGCUGAGGUCAAGAAUGAGGAGAUGGGGGUUUCACUUGACGCAGAAGAGAGCGAGUCAUCAGGCUUGAAGGAGGAAAUGGACAAUCGGAAGUGAUCGGUUGCAGGGCCGGAAGCGGAAGUGACAACAUGUCCCGGGACGACCUGCAGCACAUCCGCGACCGGCUGCUGCAGCUGUCCGACAGUCCAUCAAGUCAACGGAUGCCCUUCAAUGUGAAGCGAAAAGUCGCGCUGUCCAGACAGCCGUCCAAAGCGCCCCCAUCCAAACUGAGCAUGCAAGAUUUCGUGCGAAUGGAUCCCGGAUACACUCCGGACAUCGAGCACUUGGUUUUCCCAAACUCCCGAAGACGGAGCCCUCAGCAGGUGGCACCGGCCGUUUCUGAGCAAACAACCACCGGUAAAACACGCUCUCGCCUAGCGGAAAUGUUCGCUCUGAGUCGCCAUCUUCAACGAUCGUCCGCAGAACGGCAGGACAGCAAGAAAGGGCAUGUCAAUAGAAGCGUCGACAGCGCUUUAGAGUCUUCCAGCAAGUUUUCCGCCCAAACUCGGCGAUCUUCCGUUAUAAAUGAGGCGAGUAAGAAGUGGGUGUAUAGUGUGGAUGCGGCCUUUCGUCAGCAAAGUUCUAAAGCACCGAAAGCCAAUGAAAGCCAACCUUCUGAUAAUCGGGGUCCAAACGUUUCGAUACUACAUGUGCGCAACUCCUCAGACCCUCGAGGACCAAACGCGCCCUAUUCUGCUGCAGCCCGAUCGUACUUUGCUUCGUCACGCAGCACCACCGCCACAUCUAGUAACCAAUCGUCGGGACCGUCGCUGACUAAGCACCAGUCGCUAGGGAGCAGCACCAGCAGCAGUAAUGCUCAGAAAUGGACGAAUUCAUCGAGCUUCCAUAGCGGAUCCGAGAUGAAUUCGCCAGGAAUUUUCACUUUCAGCGGCAGCUGCAACAGGGAAUUGUCCCCAGUUAGAUGGUGCGACCGCGAAGUGGACGGCGUCUACUUGGGAAAGUCUGGUUGGGUCCAAGUCCAGCAACGAUCGCUGGAAGAUAGUCGCAAAGCCAGCUACUCGAUCAACGUGGCCAAGUCCCUGCAAUCACGUCGAACUGGCCUGAAGCUGGCCAACUAUCAUUUCUACAGCGAACCGAACAAGUUCAGCGACUAUUCGCGAACGAACAGCGUCGAGUCGCAGGGCGACAACCGGCCCGAACCCAAAGUAGAACCAGCGAGAAGAGAACUGCAUUCGGAACCACGUCCUGUGCCCCAAAGACCUGCCGCUUUGCAGUUGCAAACCCGCAAGUUCACUUCGCCACCACCUGAGCCUGGUUCACCUCCAUCGAUCACCCCGAUCAUUUCGCCGCCUCUGGCUUUCCAGGACAAGAAUCGAAGUCCCUCCAAGUCCAGAACGUUCUUCGGCAAAGCCCCAUUUCUGCCGCGUUCAAACGCAAUUGAGGACAGCGACAACAGUCCUCCAACCUCGCCCCUGGGAGGCGGCCAUUGGGUAACCACGGCGCCCAAUGCGCCCGUUCUGACCAAACCGGUGAUCAAAACGUCGCCAGGCGUUCAAAAGCCGCCCAGAACGUUUAAGAAGGUGCCCCAAACUAAGUCUCUGGAGGACACGACUGCGUCCAGACGCAUGCAGUUUAAGCACCAAUACGGAUCGUCUUCCAGCUCGUCCAGCUCGAUGGGCUUCAGAAGUCUGGACAGUUGCUUGAACCGCACCAGCAGCGUUAUGCCAAAGCUUGUGGAGAAUGCUGAUUCUUCGGUCGAUGUUUGCGGGGAUGCGGAUGAGGAGGACAAUAACAGUUCUUCGGCUAAUAUGAACAUGAUCAAUCCGAAUCUGCUGCAGGCGGAGUUCAAUCGGAAGCUGUCGCCUUCUGGUCGGUCGAACAGGCUCACUCACUAUCGAAAUCAACCACGACGAUCCCCGUCCGGAUCGGAAGCCAGAACUUCCCCAGCUUCAUCCUCCUCCAGUAGUAAUGAGUUUCUUUCCCGGUCGCCGCCCACUCCUCAACACGCUACGGUGAUCAGGCGUAAUCUUCCCAACCGCCCCUUCCAGUCCUCCAAGCCAGUGCAGGCGCAAGCGCAAAACGACUCCCUAUCGAGAGUGAGGCGCUCCCGAAGCUUACAGUUGCCUGAGCGGCAGCCCCCCACUUUUGAGCGGGCUCAGAAGCUCUCCCCGCAGUAUUCUGAGCAGCACAAAGUGGUGCUCAAGGUGGCGCCAGCCGAGAGGCCCCAAUAUCCUCUUCCCUCGGAGCGGGCUCAAUAUGGCACCGUGUCUCCUGCAGCGGAGCUGCGCGAGCAGGAACUGUUGAGGGAGGCUGAAGUGGUUACGGGCUUCCUCUAUGGGAACCGAUCGCGAGCGGCCGCUCAAGCUCUGCUCAUGCACAGAUACAACAACAACAACAUCUCGCUGGAGGAGAAGAACAAGGAGGCGAAUAAGCCAGCACUGAAGGACGAGCUGACUGUUUACUAUGUGGGCAACAGCAGGAACGAGAGGCAAAGAGUGCUGCUUCGUGGGGCGACGAGUCCGAGCUUGCCGUCGAGCAAGAGCAGUUUCGAGCACACCUUGAAGAGUUUUGAGGGAAAGGCUGCUUGCAGUCCGGAGAUUUGCGACUUUUGGCCUCACUGCGUCCACAGGGACAGUACGGGCCGUGAGUCUCAUUUUGUGAUGAGGUCCUCGCAGAGUUAUCCCUCUUCGCAUCAGAGGUCGUCUGAGUCGCUCGCCACUACUGACUCAAGCAGAUCGACGGGAACGGUGAUUGAGAAAAAAUCGCAGGACCAGUUCAAGAGGCGCAACGACAUGGAGGGCAGGAAUCGGAAGCCGCAGGAAUUACGAAGGAUCAGCCCGAGCCGACCGCCAGCUACAGGCAGCAGCAUGAGACGGAACGGAUCGACGGAAAUGCCGGCACUCGAUCGGAAAAACUCGCCUCGGACCAGCAACGUGAGCGGUUCCUCUUCAGGGAGCGACGUCUGGUUGAGCGCCUCAAGAGCGUCGUCCCGCAAAGGAUCGCGAGCCUCCACUCCAGUCGAUUCUCAUCCAGAAAUUCCACGGAAUGUAAUGGCGCGUCCAGGAAGCGCUCCCAUGCAGGAUUUGCCUUCCGGUCAGCUGGUGGCUCAACAGCGAUCCAUGUCUUUGCCCAAAUCCUUCCUCACCAGCUCCGGUGCCACUGUUUGCACCAACGGACUUUGUCUGCAAAGUGGAGCGAACGCUUGGAGGCGACCAGGAACGGAAAGUCUGAGCUCUUCGCCUGGAAUCAUCCGGAAAAUUCCGACUCCUGAGGUGGCCCACACUGCUCCAGUGACGCCUCUUCACGAGGGACGUCGCGGACGGUUUCCUUUGGAUCCUGCCAGGAAAACCAGGGCGAUCUCAACUCCUCAUCUAGCCGAACUGCAACGAGACUCCAGGAAUUGGAACCAACGAGAAAGCGACCACAGUGACGAUUCGCUAGAGCGUUCAUUGUCGGAAAAUGCUCCCUUAGAUGCGAAUUAUCGCGCUCCCACGAAUGAGAGUGUUUUGCAAAAGUUUCGCAAAACCAUUUCGCUGCACUUUUCGCAGCGCAAAGCCUCAAAGGAAGUGUGCGCCUCAGACGAUACGGCCUCAGAAACGGUUCCUUCUGAGGAGGAAUCGUCGCUUCAGCAUACCGGAUCGGCCACAUCGUCAGGCGAACCACCAUUCAAUGCUGAAUCCGAAGGGAAUCGCAACCAGAAACAUCGAUUUGGGGCUCUGGUUUGGCGAUCGCACAAAGAGCGAAAAAAGGUGAACAAAGCGGCGCGCAACGCAAAAUGCAACAGCGGAGACAGCGGCAUUCAAAUCGAGAUGCCUGGCGCUUGUGGGGGUGAAAGCAGCGAAUCGCACGACACUGAUGGGCCCUCCUACGAAAGCCCCCCUAUUCUUCGACGUAGGGCCGACCGGCUCCCCACUAGGCCCCAUUCCGAUUUUUUCGGACAGACUUCCAUUGGUAAAUGCAAGGUUGACCCAAAACAGCAACAACUCAACCAGCGCCAAGUCAGGCAGGUGAGGAGGACGCGCAGCGAUCUGGGCGGGCAGCGACUUUUGGGGUGGGAGCAGCGGCAGGCGGCCCGUCGCCUUCUGCGCAAUAUGACCUCAAAGCGCACCUUAAGCCCACGGAAGCGCCCACCUGACGAAAACGACGACGAUGACGGCCUGGUGGUGCUGCGCAGACAUGUGCCCGGCACGCCGCCGCGCAGACCCGCCCUUAGACGCUCCCUUAGUCAGCCUAUCGAUAUCGAUAAAAUAUCUCCUCUAGUGCUCAUUAAGGCAGCGAAUCCAUCGGGAGGCGCCACUGCCACUUUGAGUGAAGAUGAGCACGAUGCCCGACUAGCUCCAAACAGCUCCGACGAAGACACUCUAUCCGAUUCGGAUGUUUCGUCCAUAGCGUCUCUGAGCGCUCACAAAAAGUCUCUGGAACUGCCAGAACCGGACGAAGACGUGGUUGUGUUGGCUGAGGCCGUUUUCGAUCAUGUAGCCAUCGAAGCUGACGAGCUGCCUUUUAGGGCAGGAGAUGUGAUAGAAGUGGAGGACACAACCGAUCGAGAGUGGUGGUGGGGCUCCAACAACGAAAGAUGGGGAUGGUUCCCGGCUCAGUUUGUGCGGUUGCGCGUCAGCCAGGAGGAUACCGUCGAGGAUUGUUUGGCGGCCAUCGCUUCCGGCCGGCCGGUGUCUGCGCAGAUUCGCAGAAGAACCAGCAUUUCGUUGCUGUCGAACGAUCAAGUGCGAACCAGUGUGGUGCGCGAACUAGUUCAUACCGAACGGGAUUUUGUUAAAGUGUUGAGGGACGUAGCCGAGGGCUAUUUGGCCGAAUGCCAGAAGCGAAAAGACAUGUUUAGCGACGAACAAUUGUCGACGAUUUUCAGCAAUCUGAACGAAAUCCUCCAGUUCCAAGUGGGGUUCUUGCGCGACUUGGAGGCCUGCAUCAAUUGGGAGGCGCCCCAUCGUAGCUGCGUGGGGAGCUGUUUUCUCAAGCACAGUUCCGGUUUUAAGAUGUAUUCGGAUUAUUGUAACAGUCAUCCAAUGGCCACCGCAGCCUUACAAGACCUCUACCAGUACAACAACUACUGCAAGUUCUUCGAGGCCUGUAGACUGAUGCGCGGGCUGAUCGAGAUCCCAUUGGACGGCUAUCUGCUUACUCCUGUCCAAAGAAUCUGUAAAUAUCCCCUGCAAUUGGCCGAAUUGCUGAAAUACACCCGCACUGACCAUGAGGACUACGCCAAUAUAAAAGAGGCUUUGGAGGUGAUGCGAGGCGUGGCCAUGCUGAUCAAUGAGAGGAAGAGGAUGAUGGAGAGCUUGGAGAAACUGGCCGCCUGGCAACAGCGCGUCGAUGGUUGGGAGGGCGAGGAUUUGAUUGGAGUGAGUUCGCAGCUGAUUCGGCAAGGGGAGGUGGCGAAAGUGACCACAGGAGUGUGGACCACCAACAUCACCCUGUUCCUCUUCGAUCACCAGCUGGUGUACUGCAAAAAGGAUAUCCUCAAAAGGAACACCUAUGUGUACAAGGGGCGAAUUCGGCUGGACGCUACUGAAAUCAUUGACGUACCUGAUGGAAAAGAUUCUAGUUUAAAUGUGAACGUGCGACACGCGAUCAAGCUACUGGACGGCGCCAAAGAGAAGAAGUGGUUCGUUUUUUGUUGCCGCUCCCUCAAGGAGAAGCAACGCUGGCUGGAGGCCUUUCAAGAAGAACGUCGCCUAGUGGGCCUCAACUCGGAAAGUUUAAACUUGCCUCCGGCGGCACGCCAGCUGGCCAAACUGGCCGCUUGCAGGCAGAAAAGACCUCCAAGAAAAAUAACCCAUGGCGGCAAGCUGCAGCAGCAACGCGGCUACUUGGGGUCCUCGAUGCUGCAGCUCAACGUCUCCUCCUCCAAUUCGUUGUUAGGCCGGAAAAUGGCCACAUGGUUCAACUUUGGAACGGGGAAAAAGUCCCGGCAUCGAGUCGCUUCUUAAAUUUUGAUACUCCGGUGAGAAAAUGCACUGGUUUUGCCCCCUGGCACUAUACAAGGUGGAUCGCGGGAAACAAUCUCCACCUUGGAUAGUGGACAUCUACUGGGUCCAUUUGCCCUCGAGUAGGUAGUUGAAGGAUAUUAUUUAUAUUUUUGCGUGUAUGUAGAAGUGACAAUAAUCAAUUUUUCUUGACUAUUUGUGGUGGAGGCAUUUGCGAAUAAACGCCACUAAGGAACUGACUAUAUAUGUACAGGGUGUAGCAGAUAUCAAGAAACUGUGAUGGGAGUUUUUGAAUUGUUUCGUUGCUGAUUUCUUCUGUCGCUCCUUUGUUACUGGCAAAAUUCAAAAAAGUUUAACACAUUUUCAAUAGAUAAGUAUUUGUAGAGUAUCACUACACAAAUACGGAGUGUCUCAAAAAAGUUGCCACGACAAACUUGGGUUUUUUCAUUCCAACACCCUGUAUAUUUUGAUACCAUUAGGUGAUCCCUAUUUCAACCAUGUAUCGCACAUUUAGACGAUAUAUUUUUUAAUUUC
Molecule: messenger RNA, 6786 nt
Organism: Dendroctonus ponderosae (mountain pine beetle)
Lineage: Eukaryota; Metazoa; Arthropoda; Insecta; Coleoptera; Curculionidae
Gene: RhoGEF3
Product: serine/arginine repetitive matrix protein 2
Exons: 25
Coding region: 436-6255 (1939 amino acids)
Biological process (GO): intracellular signal transduction
Cellular component (GO): cytoplasm
Molecular function (GO): guanyl-nucleotide exchange factor activity; protein binding
Source: RefSeq, a predicted model, not a curated record